CCCCGUUACCGCUUCGUUCUCUCUCUUUCCCGAAACGCAAAACCCCGAUUCCCUGAUUCCGUUACGAGUCCUCCUGACUCGUGACUCGUUACGCGCUUUCCCUCCUCCUCCUCCUCUACGCAAACCCUCGCAUCCAUGGCCUCCACCUCCCUCGCUCCCACUCCCUCCUCUAUCCACUUCUCUAUCCACUCCGCGCUCCGCAACGAAGGUGGGCGAAAACCCAUUACCCAAUUCCCCAGGAUCUCCCUCAAAUGGCGCCGCAACCCCUCCGCCGCGGCCUCUCUCCACGGCGUCGCCGGUGGAAGAGGAGAAGAAGGAGGAGGAGAUGCCCUAAAUGGUAGCAAUAAUGGGGUCAAAGCUGUCGAGCUAAUCGGAGUUUCCGAUGUUACCCACGCUGAGAUCAGUUCGAACGAUUCCCAAACACUCCCUAGGCCCCUCUCGGUUUCUGAUGUCGCCAAUUCUGUCGAUGGAUCGAGACUACGAGUGGCGUACCAGGGUCUUCCUGGGGCAUAUAGUGAAGCUGCAGCCGCGAAAGCAUACCCCAAUUGCGAAGCGGUGCCGUGCGAAUUAUUCGAGACUGCUUUUGAUGCUGUUGAACGUUGGCUUGUUGAUCGGGCAGUUCUGCCCAUUGAGAAUUCACUAGGUGGUAGCAUACACCGCAACUAUGACCUCUUACUUCGCCAUAAGUUGCACAUUGUUGGCGAAGUAAAAUACGCCGUUCGACACUGCUUGUUAGCAAAUCGCGGUGUGAAGAAGGAAAACCUAAAACGAGUUCUCAGCCAUCCCCAAGCUCUUGCACAAUGCGAACACAAUCUGACCAAGUUAGGAGUUAUCAGAGAAGCUGUAGAUGAUACAGCAGGUGCUGCAAAGUUUGUUGCUCUUAACAAGCUCCAAGAUACAGGGGCGGUUGCUAGUUCAUUAGCCGCUGAAAUUUAUGGCUUGGAUAUUCUUGCACGAGACAUUCAGGAUGACUCUGAUAAUGUCACUCGGUUUCUAAUGCUGGCACGAGAACCGAUUAUUCCAAGUACUGGGAAGCCAUUUAAGACCAGUAUUGUUUUCUCUCUAGAAGAAGGGCCCGGAAUGCUUUUUAAGGCACUUGCUGUAUUUGCUAUGAGAGAUAUAAACCUCACAAAGAUUGAAAGCCGUCCGUGCCGGAAAAAGCCUUUCCGCGUAAUUGAUGACAUUUGUACAAUACCUUUAAAGUACUUUAACUAUCUCUUCUAUGUGGAUUUUGAAGCAUCAAUGGCUGAUCCUAAUGCUCAGAAUGCCCUUAGGCACUUAAAGGAAUUUGCCACCUUCUUGCGAGUCCUCGGUAGCUAUCCAAUGGAUGUGACCGAAGCGUGAUUGAGAGCGGGAUGGAGCUGAAGAUGCACACACAAAGAAGAAAUAAUAAUCCUACAUUAACUGUGUCAUCAAAUGCUUCGGAGUACAACCACAGAGGACCAAAAGCUUCAACUAUGUUCAAGAUUCAGGACUAUUAUCCUGAGCCACAUGUUAACCAAAUUAUUCAACAGGUUGCUGUGGAUCCAGAUCUCAGCUUGUGAGGAAGUGCUUUUAUAGUUGGAAUAUUUAUUUAUAAAGAGUUUGUUCUAAGCAUUGCCAAAGUUGAUUUUUUUUGUCUUCUUCCCUGUUUUUUUGUGAGAUAUCGGGAAGAGUUGCUGAGUAAAGAAGGGCCCGAAACCAAAAUUUAUCCCGUGUACGAGACAAAUUAUUCCAGAAUUUAGGAUUAUUUUAAUUUUUCUAUUGCUUUUA
Messenger RNA from Ananas comosus (pineapple), 1752 nucleotides. RefSeq names its product arogenate dehydratase/prephenate dehydratase 2, chloroplastic-like. Lineage: Eukaryota; Viridiplantae; Streptophyta; Magnoliopsida; Poales; Bromeliaceae. Gene Ontology annotation, cellular component: cytoplasm; chloroplast. Gene Ontology annotation, molecular function: prephenate dehydratase activity; arogenate dehydratase activity. The record is from RefSeq and is a predicted model, not a curated record. The transcript is spliced from 12 exons. Gene Ontology annotation, biological process: L-phenylalanine biosynthetic process. The coding region runs from base 136 to 1344 and encodes 402 amino acids.